Huiozyma naganishii CBS 8797 is the source of this 2865-nucleotide messenger RNA. It is a transcript of the gene DNL4, whose product is annotated as DNA ligase (ATP) DNL4. The record is from RefSeq and is a predicted model, not a curated record. Gene Ontology annotation, molecular function: DNA binding; DNA ligase (ATP) activity; ATP binding. Gene Ontology annotation, cellular component: DNA ligase IV complex. NCBI's taxonomy places the organism in Eukaryota, Fungi, Ascomycota, Saccharomycetes, Saccharomycetales, Saccharomycetaceae. Gene Ontology annotation, biological process: DNA recombination; nucleotide-excision repair, DNA gap filling; DNA biosynthetic process. The coding region runs from base 1 to 2865 and encodes 954 amino acids. The transcript has a single exon.
AUGUCAGAAAAGGUUGAAGAGGGUCCAACCAACUUUGCACCAUCCCCAGACUUCCAAUGGCUGUGUGAUGAGCUGUUUGUCAAAUUUGAUCUGGUUGCUACGCAGGACAGAAGGAUAAAUUUGAAGCCAAUUACUGUACGCUACUACGAAGUCGUCAGCAAUUUUGUUCAGUUGUGGAGAAAGACGGUUGGAAACAACUUCUACCCAGUUUUGAUAUUAGCAUUGCCAUACCGGGAUCGUCGUACCUACAAUAUCAAGGAUGUCACACUGAUCAAGGCUAUAUGUUUAUAUUUGGAUUUACCAAAAAGGUCCUCCACAGAGAAAAAGCUGCUAAACUGGAAGCAGAGGGCCUCUAGAAAUGAGCGCUUAUCAUCAUUUUGUGUUGCAGAGAUUCGGAAAAGGAAAAGUGGGCCUGAUCCAAGCAAGAGACAGGCAAUUACCCUAGAUAAACUAAAUUCGAUACUGGAUGACUUGGCAAACGGGAAAAGCUCCAGGGGACAAGGAUCACGUACUCUAGCUGACUCUUCCCAUUUUAAGUUUUGUUUAGAAAACAUGUCUUUCAUUGAGCUCAAGUACUUCUUUGAUAUCCUUCUAAAGGUUAGAAUUAUUGGUGGUCAUGAACACAAGUUGCUGAAUGCAUGGCAUCCCGACGCAGUUGACUAUUUCAGUGUGGUGUCUGAUCUCAGCUCUGUAACCAAAAAGCUGUAUGAACCGUCAGUGAGACUUAGGAAUGAAGAUCUCACCCUCAAAAUCGGCAGUGCAUUUGCUCCUCACUUAGCUAAGAGGCUGAACAUCUCCUACGAAAAGAUACUGAAGAAGUUAGGUUCAGAUUUUUCCAUAGAGGAGAAAAUGGAUGGCGAAAGGAUACAAAUACAUUAUAUGGAUUACGGCAAUGAGAUAAAAUUUCUGAGCAGAAGGGGCACAGACUACACGUAUCUCUAUGGAGGAGAUACCUCCACAGGAACUAUUGCCUGUUAUUUAAAAUUGAACGAAAACGUCAAAGAGUGUAUACUAGAUGGGGAAAUGGUGACCUAUGAUCAAGAGAAGCAAAUGAUUCUCCCUUUUGGACUUGUUAAAAGUAGUGCCAAAAAUUUUCUGUCUAAAGAGAGCAUUUCGAAUGGCUCAUACCACCCUUUGUUCAUGGCCUUUGAUUUGGUUUACCUAAACGGGACAUCCUUGGUCGAUUUACCGUUGUAUCAACGGAAGGAUUACCUGUCCAAAAUACUCACAAAAUGCAAUGGUUUUGUUGAUAUAGUAUCGUUUGCAAGAUGCAACAACCUCGAGAGCAUAACCAAAUCCCUAGCUGCUGCCAUUUCUGUGGGGUCGGAAGGGAUUAUUCUGAAAAAGCUCAACUCCAGGUAUAUGGUAGCUAGUCGAAAUGACAGCUGGAUCAAGAUCAAACCGCAAUAUCUUAAACAAUUCGGAGAAAAUAUGGAUUUGAUAAUAAUCGGGAGAGAUCCCGGUAAGAAGGAUGCAUUCAUGUGCGCGCUAGGAGUCACUAUAGACGAUCCGCAGCCGAGGGUAUUACAACAAGAAGAGAAUGUCAAUCUAGAUUUAGACACUGAAGACUCGGAACCCGAAACCCCCAAAGCAUCCCGGAUUGUGAAAUUUGUGUCAUUUUGCACUAUCGCUAACGGUAUAUCAAAUGCCGAGUUUAAAGAAAUCGACCAAAAAACACGAGGUUUAUGGCGAAGGUUUGAUCAAGUAAAACCUCCUUCAGAAUAUCUUCAGUUUGGAACCAAAAAACCAGUCGAGUGGAUAGACCCCAAAGAGUCAUUAGUAUUGGAAGUCAAAUCAAGAUCUUUGGAUAAUACCGAAUCUAACGUAAAAAAAUACAGAGCCGGAGUAACGCUGUUUGGGGGCUACUGUAGAGCAGUACGUUACGACAAGGACUGGACCACAUGUUAUACAGUUUCUGAAUUUGAAAGAGAUCGGCAGUACAAACUACCGAAAGUAAAUGCAGGCGAAAGCAUCACCACCUCGAACAAAGGCAGAAAGAAAAGAAACACAACUUCUAUUCUUGGAGUAAUUUCACCGAGAAAAAAGAGAACACCGGAGGGUGAACAUUCAGAUAUAUUUCAAAACCUCCACUUUUGCGUUCUAUCGGAUUAUCUGGAUCCGUAUACCGGUAACCGAAUAGACAGAAACACACUUACACAACUUAUAAUUGAUUAUGGUGGAAAGGUGAUAUAUAAUGUCUUGGCGAAGGAGGGCGAAGAGGGGAUGUUGCGGAUUAUAUGUGAUGGUUUCAAUAUGGAAUGUAACGCUUUGAUCAAGAGAGGAUAUGAUAUAUUAAGCCCCAGUUGGGUGCUGGACUGCAUUGAAAGUGCAAGACUACUCAAACUAGAGCGAAACCAUUGCUUCAACGUUUCCAAAGAACUAAUGGAACUAAGUUCCACUCGGGUUGAUGAAUAUGAUGAUAGUUUCGAGAACGAAAUUAGCACCACUAGGCUAGACAGGUUGAUAGAUGUUCAUCUCCAUAAUAUGCCGUCAGGGUCCUUUUCCGGCGAAAACUUGGAUUUCGAAUUGAGAGGACUACCACCUCUUUUAUUUUUUGAUCGCUCGGUAUUUAUUGCUGAGACGAAGCUGUCGGACAGAAUAUACGCUAAGAUAUCAUCAGAGACUAAAUUGUUUGGAGGACAAGUGACCCACACUAUAGAGGAUUGUAACUUAAUAAUCAUACCCAACACUGAUGACGAGGACAAAAUACAAGUAUUGCAGAAAAUUCGUGGCAAACUGGCCAGUAUGAUACAGAAGUUGAAUUCAACAGAGCGUAUUCCCCCCAUUGUGUCUGAGGAAUGGCUCUAUCAGUCGAUAAAAGAAAAUAUUCAAGUCCCAGAGGAAAAUUAUUCGGUGCUCUCUUAA